GGAGCAGCAGCAGAAGCAGCCAAAGGAGCCUGAGCCCCAGCUGCGAGGUUCGGGGCCCAGACCCCCCAAACCCCGAGCCUGGGGGCCCGGCGGGGCGAUCGUGCCCUCUUGCCUGCUGCUGCCGGCGCCCACGACCAUGCCGGGCGUUGGGGUGGCAGGACCCCAGGCGCCUAGCAGCGGACCCCGCAGCCCCUCUCCCGGGCCGGGCUGGUUUUGAGGUCCAGGGGGUCACCAGAUCGCCUCCAGCUCUCCCCUCCAACGGCCCAGCCAAACGGAGGACCGACCGAGCCACGCUCCAACCUGACCUGACCAUGGCGUCCAUCUCCGGCCUGGUGUGAGGACCCCCCCGGCCCGAGCCAGGCGAGGUGAGUCCGCGCUCCCGUACCGAGUCCCCGAGUCCCCGGCCGGGCCCUGGGCAAGCACAGGGCAACGCCCCACGUGUGUGGGAGCCAUGCGGAUCCUGGCUAACAAGACAAGGUUACCCCACCCCAGGAGAAGAGACGCGCCCGGGAGCCCGCCGCUCUCCCUGUCCCCCCGCGGCCACUGCCCCCCUGCCCCAGCCAAGCCAAUGCACCCCGAAAAUAAGUUGACCAAUCACGUCAAGACGGGGAAUGGCAGCGGGGUCCAGUCCCAGCACCAGAAUGUGAACCAAGGACCCACCUGCAGCUUGGGCGCCAAGGGCGUGGGGGCGGGGAGCCAGGGAGCGAAGGCCAGCCAGCUCUCACCUAGCACCCCAACUCUGAAGAACCCCCAGGGAGGGGUGCCCCCUUUCAGCUCUCUCAAGGGCAAAGUGAAGCGGGAACGGAGCGUGUCAGUGGACUCCGGAGAGCAGCGAGAGGCUGGGACCCCAUCCCUGGACUCAGAACCCAAAGAAGGGGCACCCCGGAGCAAGAGGCGCUGUGUGCUGGAGCGGAAGCAGCCCUACAGUGGGGACGAGUGGUGCUCUGGACCAGACAGCGAGGAGGACGACAAGCCCAUCGCGGCCCCCCACAAUUGUAAUGUAGCCGACCCCGUCAUGGCGACCCCACAGCUGGGUCCUGGCCAAGCCACCCAGUUGUCCCUCAGCGAGAACAGCGCGCCUGGCCCCCCGCAUGGACCCCCUCCAGGCCUCCGGCCCGAUGCCCCCAGUGGCGGGGGCACGGGUGUCCCUGGAAAACCCCCUUCCCAGUUCAUGUACGUCUUCACCACCCACCUGGCCAACACGGCAGCGGAGGCUGUGCUGCAGGGCCGGGCAGACUCCAUUCUCGCCUACCACCAGCAGAACGUACCUCGGGCCAAGCUCGACCAGGCACCCAAAAUACCACCCACCCCAGAGCCACUGCCUGCGGGUACCCCGCAGUCCCAGCCUCCUCCGCUGCCGCCAUCUUCAGCCCCGGGCAGCGCCCCACCAGUCCUGCCUUCUGAGGGGCCUCCGGAAGAUACCACCCAAGACCUGACCCCCAACUCGGUGGGGGCCGCCAGCACAGGGGGCGGGACCGGAGGUACCCACCCGAACACCCCAACAGCCCCAUCGGCCAACAACCCACUGCCUCCCGGAGGAGACCCGAGCAGCAUCCCCGGGCCGGCACUUCUUGGGGAGGCAGCACCUCCUGGGGGUGGUCCCCGGGGCCUGGUGGGCUCCGAGGGUCUGUCCAAGGAGCAGCUGGAACAUCGGGAGCGCUCGCUGCAGACCCUGAGGGACAUCGAACGGCUGUUGCUUCGAAGUGGGGAGACUGAGCCCUUCCUCAAGGGGCCUCCUGGCAGCGCUGGGGACGUGGGGCCCCCUGCACCGGCCCCGCAGGCACCCCAGCCACCACCCGCCGCCCCCCCUACAGGGCUGAAGAAGUACGAAGAGCCCUUACAGUCCAUGAUCUCGCAAACGCAGAGCCUGGGGGGCCCCCCGCUGGAGCAUGAUGUACCGGGACACCCGCCCGGGGGGGACAUGGGACCGCAGAUGAACAUGAUGAUGCAGCGACUGGGCCAAGACAGUCUGACCCCUGAGCAGGUGGCUUGGAGAAAGCUGCAGGAAGAGUAUUACGAGGAGAAACGGCGCAAGGAGGAGCAGAUGGGGCUCCAUGGGGGCCGGCCGCUGCAGGACAUGGUGGGCCUGGGCGGCAUGAUGGUGAGGGGGCCACCGCCGCCCUACCACAGCAAGCCGGGGGAGCAGUGGCCUCCUGGCAUGGGGGCCCAGCUGCGGGGGCCUAUGGACGUUCAAGACCCCAUGCAGCUUCGCGGUGGACCCCCUUUCCCCGGCCCUCGUUUCCCAGGCAACCAGAUGCAGAGGGUCCCGGGCUUCGGAGGCAUGCAGGGGAUGCCCAUGGACAUGCCCAUGAACGCCAUGCAGAGGCCUGUGAGGCCAGGCAUGGGCUGGACUGAAGACUUGGCCCCUAUGGGUGGACCUAGCAAUUUCGUGCAGAACGCGGUGCCCUACCCAGCUGGGCAGAGUGAAGCCGAGCGUUUCUUGACACCGCGAGUCCGAGAGGAGCUGCUGAGACACCCCCUGCUAGAGAAGAGGCCCAUGGGCAUGCAGCGCCCAUUGGGCAUGAGUGGCGGUGGCAUGGGGCAGGGCCUAGAGAUGGAGCGCAUGCUGCAGGCGCACCGGCAGAUGGAACCAACCAUGUUUCCGGGACAGAUGGCUGGCGGCGAGGGCCUGGCAGGCAACCCCCUGGGCAUGGAGUUCGGGGGUGGUCGAGGCCUCCUGAGUCCCCCCAUCGGGCAGACGGGGCUGAGGGACGUGGACCAGCCCCUGGGGCCCAGCAACCUGAAUAUGAAUAUGAACGUGAACAUGAACAUGAACAUGAACUUGAAUGUGCAGAUGACACCCCAGCAGCAGAUGCUCAUGUCGCAGAAGAUGCGGGGUCCCGGUGACAUGCUUGGGCCGCAGGGCCUGAGUCCCGAAGACAUGGCCCGGGUGCGAGCCCAGAACUCCAGCGGCCUCAUGGGCGGGCCCCAGAAGAUGCUGCUGCCCUCGCAGUUCCCCCCGCAAGGCCAGCAGACCUUCUCGGGGGGCCAGGGGUCCUACCAAGCCAUGCCCCAGGACCUGGGUGGCACCCAGGACAUGUUCAGCCCUGACCAGAACGCCAUGCCCAUGGGCGGCGUGGGCACCGCCCGGCUCAGCCACAUGCCCCUGCCCCCAGCAUCCAACGCUGCCCCUGGCGCCGUGCACCCCGCGCCCACGCGGGGUCUGGGCCGGCGGCCGUCUGACCUCACCAUCAGUAUUAACCAACUGGGCUCCCCGGGUAUGGGGCACCUGAAGUCGCCCACCCUCAGCCAGGUGCACUCGCCCCUGGUCACCUCACCCUCUGCCAACCUCAAGUCACCCCAGACCCCCUCGCAGAUGGUGCCCCUGCCUUCAGCCAACCCACCAGGACCCCUCAAGUCGCCCCAAGUCCUCAGCUCCUCCCUCAGCGUCCGCUCACCCACUGGCUCUCCCAGUAGGCUCAAGUCCCCCUCCAUGGCCAUGCCUUCCCCGGGCUGGGUGGCCUCACCCAAGACAGCCAUGCCCAGUCCCGGGGUCCCCCAGAACAAACAGCCGCCUCUCAAUAUGAACUCUUCCGCCUCCCUGGGCAACAUAGAAUCGGGUGCCCUCCCGCCUAGUGGCCCCCGGAGCAGCUCCUCAGCACCUCCUGCCAACCCUUCGGGUGGCCUCAUGAACCCCAGUCUACCCUUUACUUCCUCCCCGGACCCCACGCCUUCGCAGAACCCUCUGUCCCUGAUGAUGUCACAGAUGUCCAAGUACGCCAUGCCCAGCUCCACCCCACUGUACCACAAUGCCAUCAAGACCAUUGCCACCUCCGAUGACGAACUGCUGCCCGACCGGACCCUAUUGCACCCGCCACCGCCACCACCACAGGGCUCGGGGCCAGGGAUCAGCAGUAACCAGCCCAACCAGAUGCACCUGAACUCCGCUGCCGGCCAGAGCCCUAUGGGCAUGGCCCUGCCCGGGCAGCAGCCUCUGUCCCACGAACCACCGCCCACCAUGCUACCCUCUCCUACCCCACUGGGCUCCAGCCUCCCACUGCACCCCAAUGCACAGGGGAGCGGAGGCCCACCCCAGAACUCCAUGAUGAUGGCUCCGGGGGGCCCAGACACCCUGAACGCCCCUUGUGGCCCUGUGCCCAACUCCUCGCAGAUGGUGCCCUUCCCCCCGCGGCUACAGGCCCCCCACGCUGCCAUGGCCCCCAGUGGGGCAGGGGGCGGGGGCCCCGGGCUGCAGCAGCACUACCCUACGGGCCUCCCACUGCCCCCCGAGGACCUGCCCAGCCAGCCGCAAGGCCCCAUGCCCCCGCAGCCUCACCUGAUGGCCAAAGGCAUGGCUGGCCGCAUGGGGGACGCCUACCCCUCGGGCAUGCUCCCCGGAGUGGCCUCGGUUCUCAACGACCCGGAGCUGAGCGAAGUGAUUCGGCCCACCCCGACGGGCAUCCCCGAGUUCGACUUGUCGAGGAUCAUCCCCUCGGAGAAGCCCAGCAGUACCUUGCAAUACUUCCCCAAGAGUGAGAACCAGCCCCCCAAGGCCCAGCCCCCCAACUUGCACCUCCUGAACCUGCAGAACAUGAUGGCGGAGCAGACACCCUCACGGCCCCCGAACCUUCCAGGCCAGCAGGGCGUGCAGCGGGGGCUCAGCAUGUCCAUGUGCCACCCUGGACAGAUGUCACUGUUGGGCAGGACAGGUGUGCCCCCACAGCAGGGCCUGGUACCCCACGGCCUGCACCAGGGGGUCGUGCCCCCUCCACAAGGCCUCAUGAGCCAGCAGAAUUUCCUGCUGAUGAAGCAGCGGGGUGUGGGUGGCGAGGUCUACAGCCAGCCCCCCCACAUGCUGUCCCCACAGGGCUCGCUCAUGGGCCCCCCACCCCAGCAGAACCUCAUGGUGUCUCACCCGCUGAGACAGCGCAGCGUGUCUGUGGACGGUCAGAUGGGCUAUCUGCCCGCGCCGGGCGGCAUGGCCAACUUGCCCUUCUAAUGCUGGCCUGGGCGAGGGGGUGAUGUGGGGGGAGGUGGGCAUGUCUGUGGAGACCAGGUGUGUUGGCAACAGAGGGAGAUGUGGCCAAGUGGGGUGGGGGCUGUUGGGGUCGUGGCCUCGUGUUGGCCAGCAGGACUGUUCCCCCUUUUCUGUCUUGGUCUUCCAAGUCCCUGGAGCCUCUUCUAGCUCAUUUUCUGUACCCUUCUGUGGCCUCGGGUCAGCUCUGUUUUGACUCUUUAAGGAGAUGGGGUCUUGGAGUAAGAGGCCCCCCUUUUCCUUCGUCCCUCUCCUCUCUGAUCCUUCACCCCUCUCUUGAGCUGGGUUUGCUUUCCUUCUCUGUUUCUUUCCUACCCCCUUCCCCUGUUUCCUCUUGUCUUUUUCCCACCUCAUUGCCUCCCCCUGCACAUGUGGCUGGCCCCCUCCCAUCCCUCUCUGUGGGCGGCUGGCCAGGUGGGCAGGCGCCAGCCGCAGCUGUAAAUAGGGCUGCGCUUUCGUGCCUCUGUGCGUGUGUGCGUGUGUUGUUUUUCUGUGUUUUGAUAAAAAGUCACACAAAAAAAGGAUAAAAGAAUCCGUGCCCCCAGUUGAAGAGAUUGCCUUCUCACCCCUACCUGUCCUUCUAUACCCCUGCCUGCGCUCCCAUACCCCUGCCCGUUCUACCCAUCUUUGCCCACUCUUCCAUACCCCUACCCUAUUUGCAGUCCUCAGCAUCAGAGAUGUGGCCAUCCCCCUUGGUGAAGUGACCCAGGUGUCCCCCGCCUGAGCUGUGGGCAGACCACCCAGAUUUUUCGGCUGUUGAGCCCAGGGCAGGUGUCAGACCUUCCCCGAAUACCAGCUUGCUGCUGAAAGGUUGUGGGGAGCAGCUUUAUCUUAGCCGGAACUUGAAGUCUUGGGGUCUUCGAUGAAGGGAAGGAGAAAGGGGGACAGGGCCAGCCUGGAAUCCAGGCCUGUUAUGUUAGCCCAGGGCCCUAUUUCUGGAGACUCCCACUGCCUCCUGGGCCAGAAGCAAGAGGAUUGGCUGAGCCACUGGGGCAGGUACCCAGCCCUUCCUGGGUCCAGAAAGCCUGUCCUGCAGUGUUGUCUUGCUCUGCCCUCUUGCAGACUGAAGCCAUACUUGGGGGCUUGUCCCCCUGGGCCCCAGGAGUAAAGCACUUCUUCCGACCUCUUCCUCGCUGGUGCCCGUGCUGGGAGGCAGCAGCUUCCUAGCCCAGGCCCUCUGUCCCUGGGGCCUUUUCUAGACCUUUUUGAGGUAUCUCCUGCUGAGCUGGGAGGGGGUCUGCUUUCUCUGGCAGCUAUUCAAAGGGAUUCCCCACUUCUCCCUCUGGUGCUGUCCUCAGCCCCCUCUCCCCCCAGCCGCCUGCAGGGCCCCAGACCCUCCAGGAGUCGAUCCCUUACUCUGGGCUUGGGGACCACUUGCCCUUCUGCCAGGCACUUUGCCCACACUGUUCCACCGGGACCCCAUAUCCCUGAACCUUCCAUCCCAGUCAAGAACUCCCCCCCCAAAAAAAAACUGACUCAUGUUUCCUGCUCUGAGGAGAGAGGGGAGUCAGAUGGCAAAGGGUCCAGUGCCUCUGGCCCCCCCACCUCUGCCACCAGAUUAGCUCUUUAAGGUGAGCACCAUAGACCAGCCGCCUGUCCCCCCCCAUCCAUGGCCACGCCCCCGGCCAUUUUGUACCAUUAUAUAAAUAUAUAUAUAAAUAUAAAUAUAUAAAUACCAUAUGUGAAGACAUCUUCUUGGUUUUUAUUUUGAGACAAUUUUUAGGCUUGUUCCGGGGGUCUCUGUGCUGCCUGUACUGUAUUGACCUGUUUUAUAGGUGCCUUUUUAUUAAAAAGAGAAAAUGAGAAAUCUGA
This is a messenger RNA of Suncus etruscus (white-toothed pygmy shrew), 6787 nucleotides long. RefSeq names its product BCL9 like (gene BCL9L). Gene Ontology annotation, molecular function: beta-catenin binding; transcription coactivator activity. Gene Ontology annotation, cellular component: beta-catenin-TCF complex. Lineage: Eukaryota; Metazoa; Chordata; Mammalia; Eulipotyphla; Soricidae. Bases 452 to 4939 code for a protein of 1495 amino acids. The record is from RefSeq and is a predicted model, not a curated record. Gene Ontology annotation, biological process: positive regulation of transcription by RNA polymerase II; canonical Wnt signaling pathway; negative regulation of transforming growth factor beta receptor signaling pathway. The transcript is spliced from 9 exons.